CGAGCAACAGUUGAAAAGCAGCUGAACGAGAGUGAACGCAAGAUGUCGGCGGGAAACAAGGCAACAUAUGUUAAGCACAAUAACGGCACCAUAAUCCAAGCAAUUGGCCUGGGCACUUAUACGUCAUUAGGCGGGGAUUGCGAGCGGGCUACGCUGCAUGCGAUUGACGUCGGCUAUCGGCACAUAGACACCGCCUACUUCUACGAGAACGAGGCCGAGGUGGGCCAAGCGGUGCGCCAGAAGAUCGCCGAGGGCGUCAUCAAGCGCGAGGACAUCUUCAUAACCACAAAGCUUUGGUCGCACUUCCAUGAGCCGGAGAGGGUGGAGUAUGCCUGCCGCAAGACCCUGGCCAACUUUGGACUAGAGUAUUUGGAUCUCUACCUGAUGCAUUGGCCGUACUCGUAUGUUUAUCGCGGCGACACAGAGCUGAUGCCCACGGACGCCAAGGGCGAGGUGGAACUCAGCGACGUGGAUUACCUAGACACUUGGCUUGCCAUGGAGAAGCUUGUCGAGCUCGGCUUGACGAAGAGCAUUGGCGUUUCCAAUUUCAAUUCCGAGCAACUGACGCGCCUCUUGGCCAACUGCAAAAUCAAGCCAAUUCACAACCAGAUCGAAUGUCAUCCGGCGCUUAACCAGAAGAAACUGAUCGCGUUGUGCAAGCAGCACGAUAUUGUGGUUACCGCCUAUUGUCCCCUGGGAAGGCCGGAUCCCGCCAAGAAGCAACCGAACUUCAUCUACGACGCAAAGGUGCAGGCCAUUGCCGACAAGUACAAGAAGUCUGCGGCGCAGGUGGUGCUGCGUUACCUGAUCGAAAUUGGAACCGUGCCGCUGCCAAAGUCAUCCAAUCCAAAACGUAUUGAAGAGAACUUCAACAUCUUCGACUUCAAACUGGAUGCUGGGGAUCACGCGAUCCUGGACACAUACAACACGGGCGAGCGUCUUAUCAAAAUGGAGCAUGCCGUCAAAAGCAAAAACUAUCCCUUCCAUAUUGAGUUUUAAGAGCGAAUAUAUGAUAUAUACACAUG
Molecule: messenger RNA, 1025 nt
Organism: Drosophila virilis
Lineage: Eukaryota; Metazoa; Arthropoda; Insecta; Diptera; Drosophilidae
Product: aldo-keto reductase family 1 member B1
Cellular component (GO): cytosol
Molecular function (GO): aldose reductase (NADPH) activity
Source: RefSeq, a predicted model, not a curated record